AUGGCUACUGACAAUGUGAGGCUGGAAAGGAUGGAAAUUGGGAUGCAGUUACUGUUGCUCAGGAUGGCUGAAAAGGACGGAGAAGCCGAGAAAUUGGCUAGAGCUGAGCUUAUCACAGAAGCAAACCUCGGCGGCCAGGGCGAGACUACUCAGCUGAAUCCACUGGUUCCAGUCUCCAAAGCAACUGCUGAAAAACUUUCGAACGAGCUGGAUGAGGUUGGCAGGAAUCGAACAGCAAGGUGGUCAAAGUCUGGGAGAACCUGUGUAGUUUCCUGA
Molecule: messenger RNA, 276 nt
Organism: Caenorhabditis elegans
Lineage: Eukaryota; Metazoa; Nematoda; Chromadorea; Rhabditida; Rhabditidae
Gene: F36D4.6
Product: Resolvase/invertase-type recombinase catalytic domain-containing protein
Exons: 2
Coding region: 1-276 (91 amino acids)
Source: RefSeq, marked reviewed